Molecule: messenger RNA, 1940 nt
Organism: Corythoichthys intestinalis (scribbled pipefish)
Lineage: Eukaryota; Metazoa; Chordata; Actinopteri; Syngnathiformes; Syngnathidae
Gene: ssb
Product: small RNA binding exonuclease protection factor La
Exons: 12
Coding region: 116-1297 (393 amino acids)
Biological process (GO): tRNA processing
Cellular component (GO): nucleus; ribonucleoprotein complex
Molecular function (GO): mRNA binding
Source: RefSeq, a predicted model, not a curated record
UCCUGCGUCGUUUCGUUUUGGUCCUCCGAGCUUUCCGUAGCACGCAGUCCCACAUGUGCAAACUAGUACCUAAGUGAAAUUCUCUGGUUUGAACGACUAAACUAUUGCUCAAGUCAUGUCUGAAGAAAUGUCUCCAAUUGAACUGAAAGUGGCUCGACAAAUCGAGUACUACUUUGGGGAUCACAAUCUUCCAAGAGACAAGUUUCUCAAAGAACAACUUCAGCUUGAUGAUGGAUGGGUGCCUUUGGUGACUAUGCUGAAAUUUAACAGACUGAAAUCUAUAACCUCCAACAUCAUAAUUUCCGCUCUCCAGAAAUCCAAAAGUGGCCUUUUGGAAAUCAGUGAGGACAAGACUAAAAUCAGGAGGUCUCUAGAAAAACCUUUACCUGAAAUCAACGACGAGUACAAAGAUGCUCUUAAACACAAAUCUGUGUACAUGAAAGGUUUUCCCUUGGGAACCACCCUUGAUGAGAUCCAGGAGUGGUUGAAUACAAAAGGCAAUGUUGAAAACAUUCAAAUGAGAAAAGACAUGGAGAGACAGUUCAAGGGAUCGGUGUUCAUCUGUUUUGACACGGAAGAAUCAUCCAAGCAGUUCCUUGAACGUUCAGACAUCAAAACAUUCAAAGACAAUGAGUUGCUUGUGCUAACAAGGGAAGCCUACCACGCAAAGAAAGCAGAAGAGCGAAAACAACAUAAGGCAGAGACAAAAGCAAAAGUGAAACAGGAUAAAGAACAGCAAGAGAAGCAUGUGGAAAAGAAAGAUAUGGAUCAACUUUUGGAAGAACACGCAGGUGCCUUGUUAAUGUUCUCUGGAGAGCUGGAAGAUGUUUCCAGAGAGGACUUCCAUGAAGUGUUUUCAGGGCAUGGACGAAUCAAGUGGGUUGAUUUUACAAGAGGUGCUAAAGAGGGCACCCUCCUCUUCGACGGAAAUGCAAAGGAAGCAUUUGAGAAGGCCAAAGAAGCAAAUGACGGGGAGCUUAAAGUCAAGAAUAACGUUGUUACAUGGAAGUUUCUUGAAGGAGAAGAGGAAAAAGAGGUCCUAAAGAAGAUCAUCGAAGCGCAACAAGAAACACUCAGUCGGAGCAAAGGAAGAGGAGGCAGAGGAAAAUUCGGUGGCAGAGGGGGAAGGGGUGGUCGCAGAGGAAGAGGGGGAAGAGAUCAAGGUAAAACUCAAUACCAGGGCAAGAAGACGAAAUUCGAUAGCGACGACGAGGAAGCUCCCGCUGCUCAAAAGAGAGAACUUGAAGAAGCUGAUGGGCCUGCUGCAAAGGUGGCCAAAACGGAAAAUGGAUCCUAAUCAGGCCACGCUCCAAUUAUUUCUUGUGGACAAAACUUUUAUUCUACACAGAGGCAAAUGAGUCCAUUCCAAUCAAAAGCUUCAGGCUUUGGAAAACCGUAGGAAGUCCACCUGAAUGUCGACCUGGAGAACGAUUUUGAAAAGCUUGGUGUCAGUUUUCUGAUUUUAAGUACUUCGAUGCACCUAUGUUUAUCUUAAGACAAUUUUGUUUGUAUUAUGUAUAACUUUCUGAACAGAACAUAUGAGUUGGUUUUGUGUGACAAGAAUCUGACACUUUCUUGGAGAUUUCCUACAUUAUUAUGAAAAGCUUUGCUAUUUUGGCGUUUUCACUGCGCAUUGCAAAUAAACCAUGCGUAACAAGUUAGCAGUUCCAAUGUGCCUGUUCAGCAGCUGUCCAGAUCGGAAAAGGGAGUGAAAAGCAAUGACACCCACCGAUUUCUUUUUGUGAAACUUGUAAGAAGCCGGCAAGUCGUAUCUCAGUUCUGUUGACAAAAAUGUAUACAAAGAAAGUCAAAGGUUACUAAUUUCAACUGUUCUGAUGUUAUUUUUAUUACCUGCAAUGACUUCCAUCUUCACUCCCCAAUCAUUGGCCUUCUUCUGUAUGUGCUGGAAUGGGAAAACAAUAAAAAUGUUCAAAAAUUCA